This is a messenger RNA of Anneissia japonica, 1255 nucleotides long. RefSeq names its product probable serine/threonine-protein kinase roco5. The record is from RefSeq and is a predicted model, not a curated record. Lineage: Eukaryota; Metazoa; Echinodermata; Crinoidea; Comatulida; Comatulidae. The transcript is spliced from 7 exons. The coding region runs from base 140 to 1255 and encodes 371 amino acids.
CCUAAUUAUAUUGUUACCAACCUUGCUAAUAUUUGAAUUUAUUUAAUCAGUAUCAAGCCAAGCACUUCCAUCUGAAAUUCAGGAAAGACUUGUUGAUAGAAUUACUGGAAAGACCUCACAGGCCAUUGAUAACAAAGAUAUGACUUAUAUCUGGGACUUUGCUGGCCAGCAGCUGUACUACAUCACACAUCGAAUAUUCUUAACAAGCGAAGCAGUGUAUGUGGUUUUGUUCAAUUUGCUGGAAAGUAUGUACGACAAAGGGAAGAAAAGAAUCCAUAAGGGGGACAAAAAUGUGAUGACAUACGAUAUGACAAAUAUACAGAUCAUCAAAUACUGGAUGAGGUUGAUAUUUACGUACGCUGUCCCAGUUGAGUCACUGCAGCAGCAGCUACAAACCAAGAAACCUCAAAUUGCAGUAGUUGGUACCCACAGUGAGAGCCUACCUGGGACCGAUGAAGACAAGAACAAGAAGAUUGAAGAACAGUUUGCAAUAAUAUUUGAAGAAAUCAAAGGCACUCCUUAUGAAUGUCACGUGGUGAGGAAAAUGUAUGCCAUCGACAACAAGUUUCCAACACAAAGCAAAAUGCUGACAACACUUAAACAAGAUGUUGGUAGAUUUCUGAAAGCAAUGCCCAAAACCAUCCCACUGAAAUGGCUUGAAUUCCAGUAUAUUUUGCAGGAGAAUGGUAGGACAACACUGCGAAUGAGUUAUUCUAAGGUCUGUGAAGUCGCCACUAGCUGUGGAAUUUCCGUGAAGAAUCUGAUCCACACCCUCAACUACCUACAUGAUCUUGGAAUCAUUUUUGAGAUUAGCAAAGAUGAAUCUAGCUUUGAGGUCUUCUUGGAGUUAAUGAAGCAGUUUGGACUGCUCUGUGAGAAAAUCAAGAAUCAGGAAAGCAAACAUCGCUCGUUUUUUGUUCCCUGUCGAUUGAAACGGAGCAAAGACAAUGUGUCUAUUGAACAUGAUACAGCUCAGAUGGUAUCUAUCUAUAUGGCCUCCGAGGAUUUCAUCCCUGAUAGUGUCUUCCAUCCUCUGGUUGUGAGCUUGAUUGGAAUGGUACAAGACAUGGGCUACACAGCCAUGCUGCAAUUAUUUAGCAACUAUGCUAACAUCCACCUAGGACUUGAACACACUCUCAGCUUAGGACCAGUAGUCAUUAAUAACAAGCCCUCAUUGAAGCUGGAAAUAUUACGGGUGCCUAUCAUUCAGGAGGAUGGUACCAUAAGAGACAUCCUAGAGUCUGUAUGCAGGUAA